Ostrea edulis (European flat oyster) is the source of this 1011-nucleotide messenger RNA. RefSeq lists its product as uncharacterized. Lineage: Eukaryota; Metazoa; Mollusca; Bivalvia; Ostreida; Ostreidae. The coding region runs from base 144 to 941 and encodes 265 amino acids. The record is from RefSeq and is a predicted model, not a curated record. The transcript has 2 exons.
UAGCGUAGUAACUUAAGAAAGUACAUCGAAUGUCGGUUUGCAAGUCCGCAAAGUGCACAACAAUGUAACUAAUCAUUCAUUGGACUAUAUACAUGUAAAGUUACAGGAGUAAAAAUAGCCUUCAAGAAUGAAAAUUAUUAAACAUGUCCAGCGGUUUGAACAUGUCUAAAACUGCAGUAAAACGAAUCAAGCAGAGCGAACUCCAGCUGAAUUCGACCAUCCACAAAAUCAACUCAUCCUUAGCAGAAAGUCUCCAUCAAAUCGAACACAAUGUGCGAAAAAUCGAGCAGGAACAAGGGCAACAAAAAGGCGAGUACCAGCCGUAUUACCUGCGGCGACGUCACUCCAUCGAACAAAUUGUCGAGUCCGACAAUGCCUUCCCGUUAAACAACGAGCUUCGCGAGAGAGCGAGCAGUGUCGGCAGCAACCCAACAGCAACAUGCAAACAGCAAACUCUGAGCAACUCUCCAUCCAAAGAAUCGGUGUCAUCUGAAGGAAGUAUUGGAAGACGUGAUGUCAGUCCUCAGAGACAAACAUUCCGGAAAAGUGAAACAGCAGACGUCAAUCUUCCGUCCAGUUUAUCCCAGUUCUACCAAUUCGGUCGAAGAAGAGAAUCUAGACGAAAUUCAUUACCAAUGAGUUUUAGUCUCCAGAACUCUCAUGACCUUCACGGACAUAGCAAAGACACACAUGGUAAAGAAGGAAUUACUGUUCGUCUGAGGCGCGUGGAACACGAACUUUCUCAAAGAAAACCAAAGAGCAGACGACAACUUACCACCUCAAGCAUGACGUCCAUUGAUGAGAGAAAAGAGCAGGAGAAGUUGGAGGAUGAGAAACGACAGCAGGCCGUUGAGGAAUAUGUAAAUUCUAUUGAGGAAUGUAGUUACCUCCGAACCAAAACGCAACACGAAUUAUCAGUAAAGGAAGUCUUCCGGAAAUAAGUUUAUGUGAAUGUGUGUUUGAGUUGAAAAUGAUUCCACCUUUGAAAAUACAACAGAUAUUUUACAUUGU